Phyllotreta striolata is the source of this 1187-nucleotide messenger RNA. Lineage: Eukaryota; Metazoa; Arthropoda; Insecta; Coleoptera; Chrysomelidae. The record is from the annotation of a GenBank genome assembly.
AUGGAUUUUGUGCUACAUUUCAAUACGAUAGAAAAAAACGGGGAAAAAAUCAACCAAAGCGUCCCCAUCGUACUAUCGAUCAGCAACAGUGACAAAAUAAGAUUACAAAACAGCUCAGCUAUAUCACUACAUCACAAAAACGAAUUAUACGCAGUACUUCGUAACCCGGAGAUUUACCACAACCGAAAAGAAGAGAGAAUAGCAAGGCAAUUCGGCACAAUCGACAAAAAUCAUCCUUACAUUAAAAUAAUAUACGAAUCGGGCGAUUGGCUCGUGGGAGGAGAUCUCGAGGUGCUCAGGCCGAUAAAAUGGAACGACGGCCUGGACCAAUAUCGCCUCACGCCCAACCAACUGCGGCAAAAAUUCAAGCAAAUGAAGGCCGACGCGAUCUUCGCCUUCCAACUCCGCAAUCCAGUCCACAACGGUCACGCUCUAUUAAUGACCGACACCCGUCGUCAGCUGCAAGAUAGAGGCUACAAAAGGCCGGUGUUGCUGCUCAAUCCGCUGGGCGGUUGGACCAAAGACGACGAUGUACCGUUGAAGGUUAGAAUGCACCAACACGAAGCGGUGUUGGAGCAAAAUAUACUGGAUAAGGAUUUCACUGUUCUGUCAAUAUUCCCCAGUCCGAUGAUGUACGCCGGACCCACAGAGGUACAAUGGCACGCCAAGGCUAGGAUGAUCGCCGGAGCGAACUUUUACAUAGUGGGGCGCGACCCGGCGGGGAUUCCGCAUCCUCGAGGGAAGGAGGCGACGCCCGACGGGAAUUUGUACGAUGCCACUCACGGCGGGCGAGUGCUCAAACUGGCGCCCGGGCUGGAUUCCAUGGAGAUCAUUCCGUUCCGCGUGGCCGCGUACGAUACGACCAAGAAGAAGAUGGACUUCUUCGAGCCCGAUAGGAAGGACGAAUUCGAUUUCAUAUCGGGGACUCGCAUGAGAAAAUUUGCUAAAACUGGAGAGAAUCCGCCGGUUGGUUUCAUGGCGCCAAAAGCGUGGGAGAUAAUAGCGAGUUAUUACCAAUCGUUGGAAAUUAAGCAUUAGAUUAGAACGUGUAAAGUAUACAAUUCCAGUACAACUAUAGUGUACCUAAUUUAAGCUCUUUAUAUAAUCGGUGUGUUCUUUAAAAGAUUUAUUAUCACCUUUCACAUUUUUUAUAUACUCGACUUUACGUCACAAAUUUUAUGCUUAGC